Molecule: messenger RNA, 9027 nt
Organism: Penicillium manginii
Lineage: Eukaryota; Fungi; Ascomycota; Eurotiomycetes; Eurotiales; Aspergillaceae
Product: putative polyketide synthase
Exons: 6
Coding region: 1-9027 (3008 amino acids)
Biological process (GO): fatty acid biosynthetic process; secondary metabolite biosynthetic process
Molecular function (GO): 3-oxoacyl-[acyl-carrier-protein] synthase activity; fatty acid synthase activity; phosphopantetheine binding
Source: RefSeq, a predicted model, not a curated record
AUGCCGGGGAAUCAUCAGACUCCUGGUGAAGCAGUGGCCAUCGUUGGAAGUGCUUGUCGCUUUCCUGGAGAUGCUUCAUCACCUUCCAGCCUCUGGCAACUGCUGAGAGAACCACGAGACGUCUUAAGCGAAAUUCCACCAAGCCGCUUUAACUUGAAGAAAUUUUACCACCCAGAUGGUAGUCAUCAUGGCACAACUAGCGUUCGCCACUCCUAUCUGCUGUCCGAUGAUCACCGUCUGUUCGAUGCUCAGUUCUUUGGAACCAAACCGGUGGAAGCAAUUUCAAUGGAUCCUCAGCAAAGAUUGUUAUUAGAGACAGUUUACGAAGGACUCGAAAGGGCAGGAAUUCCCAUGGAACAGUUACAAGGUUCCAACACUGGUGUUUUUGUUGGAUUGAUGACAGACGACUACGCUAGCAUCGUGGCCCGAGACAUUCAAAACGUUCCUACAUACUGCGCGUCCGGAACAGCUCGAAGUAUCCUUUCGAAUCGCGUCUCGUACUUUUUUGACUGGCGGGGACCUUCUAUGACUAUUGACACAGCGUGCUCCUCGAGUCUAAUCGCAAUGCACCAGGCUGUGCAAAGCUUGCGUAAUGGCGAGAGUGACGUGGUAGUCGCAGCGGGUACCAAUCUCUUAUUAGCACCUGAGCAGUUUGUCGCUGAGAGCAAGUUAAAUAUGCUGUCUCCAAGUGGUCGGUCACGAAUGUGGGACAAGGAUGCUGAUGGAUACGCUCGAGGUGACGGGAUUGCAGUGGUUGUACUCAAACGUGUCAAUGAUGCAUUGGCCAAUAGUGAUCAUAUUGAGUGCCUUGUCCGUGAAACCGGCAUCAACCAAGAUGGUCACACCAAAGGAAUCACAAUGCCAAGUCCCAUGGCUCAGAUGGAUCUAAUUCGAACCACAUAUGCUCGCGCUGGACUGGAUUUGUCCAAAGCAUGCGACCGGCCCCAAUUUUUUGAGGCCCAUGGAACUGGAACCCCCGCUGGUGAUCCUGUCGAAGCAGAAGCCAUCAGUACGGCUUUCUUUGGCCCCACGGCUAAUUACCGUCGAGGCACCCAAGACUAUCCAUUGUAUGUUGGGUCUAUCAAGACGGUGAUCGGGCAUACCGAGGGCACGGCCGGGCUGGCAGGUGUUCUGAAAGUAUCAUUAGCACUGCAAAAUGGAAUUGUCCCACCGAACCUCCUUCUCAAUGAGUUGAGUUCCACGGUUCGGCCAUUUUAUAAGGACCUCGAGAUUGUCAGUAAGGCACAAAAAUGGCCACCACUUCCAAAAGAUUCCGUCCGUCGUGCCAGUGUCAAUAGCUUCGGCUUUGGUGGAGCCAACGCACACGCAAUUUUGGAGGCAUUCAACGGCCAAGAAGAGGCCAAUUCUAUGUUGAAUGCUAGGAACGAAAUUAUAUCACCAUUUAAUUUCUCCGCGUCCUGUGAAAAGUCUCUUUUUACCAUGCUACGUCUUUAUUCAAAAUACGUCGAAACACACCCCGAUGUUGAUCUCCACGAUCUUUCAUGGACUCUAAACUCCCGGCGAUCUACGCUACCUGUGAGGCUUUCAAUAUCUGUACCAAGCAAGGCAGAUCUACUGAAAAGACUGGAGGCAACGGCAGAGUCACCUUCCAACAUAUUAUCGGGCUCACAGACUAAAAGCACCAAAAAUCCCAAAUUGAUUGGAAUUUUCACUGGCCAAGGUGCACAAUGGGCUCGGAUGGGUGCUGAGCUAAUAGAAAGCUCACCAUUAGUCGAAGAAUGUAUUCGUCGUUUGGAUAGGUCGUUACAGACAUUGCCCAAAGAGCACCGACCUCAAUGGUCCCUCCGGGACGAGAUUCUGAAGAACUCGGAAUCAUCCCGGGUUGGAGAAGCUGCAUUCUCACAACCGCUUUGCACUGCGGUUCAAAUUGUCCUGAUUGAGCUUCUUUCUGCCGCAUCGAUCCGAUUCACAGCAGUCGUUGGCCACUCAUCCGGGGAGAUUGCUGCAGCCUAUGCUGCAGGAUAUCUUAGCGCGGAGGAUGCUAUUCGCGUUGCGUAUUAUCGGGGAUGGUCUUUGCAAUAUGUCAAAGACAAGGAUGGCAAAAAAGGUGCAAUGAUGGCAGUGGGUACAUCUUAUGAAGAUGCCCAGGAGCUGUGCGAGACGGAAUUGUUGAAAAACCGGGUUUGCCUUGCUGCUUUUAACUCCUCAACUAGUGUCACGCUCUCUGGAGAUGCGGAUGCGAUCGAGGAAGCCAAAGAAAUCCUCGACGACGAAAAGAAAUUUGCUCGGGUGCUAAAUGUCGAUAAAGCUUACCACUCACACCACAUGAUCCCGGCUUCAGCCCCCUAUAUUACAGCUCUGCAAAACUGUGGAGUAUCACAUAAACCUCGGCCCAAUGGCAGUGCGACCUGGAUUUCCAGCGUGUAUGGUGAAGCCAUUGAAGAUGUGAAAGACAGUCUCGCAGACACAUAUUGGAGCAGCAACAUGGUCAAUCCAGUUCUAUUUUCCCAGGCGGUGAAACGUGCGGUUAGCACUCUUGGUCCCUUUGACAUGGCUUUGGAAAUUGGUCCUCAUCCUGCUCUCAAAGGACCGACAAUCCAAACAAUCCAGGAGGUAUCCGGUCAUCUAUUACCUUACACUGGGACAUUAACUCGAGGAAUGAAUGCUAGACAAGCCUUUGCAUCCGCUCUUGGCUCACUGUGGGCUUCGCUCGGGGGUUACACUGUGGAAUUUUCAAAAUUUGAGGAUAUGGUGACUGGCAACAAUCGAAGACCUAAGCUCCUGAAAGACCUUCCUUCUUAUCCAUGGGAUCAUGAGCGUAUUUAUUGGCAUCAGUCUCGGUCUGCAGAUGCUUAUUUAAAUGAUAACGACUCAUUUCAUCAACUGCUCGGCACGAGGUGUCCAGAUGGAACAGAUAAAAACCUUCGAUGGCGAAACUACCUCCAUGUUCGUGAACUUCCUUGGCUUAUGCACCACCAAGUACAAGGCCAGAUGGUGUUUCCCGCUGCCGCCUACAUCUCUGCAGCUGUUGAGUCUGUUAUUACAAGUUUUGGCUUAGACUCGGUCCAGCUGAUUGAUUUUCGUAACGUGACCAUCGGACAAGCCCUGGUACUUGAGGAAAAUACGGGAGUGGAGACAAGUUUCACGCUUUCUAUUCUCCAAAAACAGAACCAUCGCGUUUUGGCAGAAUUUUCAUGUUACUCACACACAAACAAGGGAUCGUCUGUGUCCCUCCAUGCUUCCGGCGAGCUAUGCAUUCUUCUCGGUGAGCCGACUCUGCAUGUGCUCCCGUCACGAACCAAAACCCAUGGUGAAUACCUUGCAUUGGAGACGGAUAGGUUUUACAAUUCAGUGACCGAGCUCGGAUUCCAAUAUACUGGUCCGUUUCGAGCGUUGUCGGGCUUGAGUAGAAAAAUGGAUGAGGCUACUGGCUCGAUUGAAGUCGCAACGGAAACAAGCGAGGACGGGGAAUUGGUCAUCCAUCCAGCUCCUCUAGAUGCUGCAAUCCAAUCCACGAUGCUCGCAUAUUGCUUCCCAGGAGACGGAAGGCUACGCACACUUUACCUUCCGACCCGAAUCGAUAGAUUGCGUCUGAACCCAUCCGCCUGUUUCAAAUUUGCGAGACCCGGGGCAUCUCUUCAAUUCGACUCUUCCUCGAAAGAUGGUGAAUUUUCGGAAUUAUAUGGUGACGUCAAUAUAUAUUCAAUAGACGGAAAAUGUACCCUUGUUCAACUUGAAGGAAUGCAUACAAAAGCACUGAGUCCAAUGACUGCGGCCAAUGAUGUUCCCUUGUUCACAGAAAUCACUUGGGCGGUUGAUGAUCCUACUCGUCUCAGAUCAUAUGCUGACGAUGAUCGGCAUUCAGAGGAGCUCUCCAUGUUUUCUGAUUUGGAAAGGGUCGCCCACUUUUAUCUUAAAAAUCUCAGCAAGUCAAUUCAGCAUUCGGAGUUGUCCAGUAUAGCUUGGAAUCAUAGCCAUCUCCUUUCAUAUGCAGAACAUUGUGCUUCAGUUGUUGCAUCUGGGACCCAUCCUUUCGCCAAUCCUGAAUGGGCUCACGAUACCAAAGAAGAUAUAACUGCAAUUUUGAACCACUACUCUGAGAGUAUUGACGUGCAGGUCAUGACGAAAAUUGGCGACAGAAUCCCCGGUAUUGUUCAAGGUGAAAUGGAAUUAAACCAAGUUCUAGGGCAAGACACAAUGUUGUCGGAUUUCUACACUAGAACGCUUGGGAUUCAAUCUUACCUUGAGGAAGUCACUGUAAUGGCAAGGCAUGUCAGCCACCGGUAUCCACAUGUCAAUGUCCUGGAGAUUGGAGCCGGUGCCAGUAUUGUGACUGAUAAGGUGGUGCGAGCCAUGGACACAGCCUUUGCAUCGUACACCUAUACUGAUAUCACGGACAUGCAAUUUGAUGACCUUCGUCACAGGUUAUCGGAGUAUCAGUCCCGGAUGUCGUAUAAAACACUGGACAUAGAAAAGGACAUAGUGGAGCAGGGAUUCAAAGAGUCGUCAUUCGAUGUUGUAAUCGCCUGUUUCGCGUUAUACGCUACAAGAAGUAUUGAAAAAGCUCUUUCCAACGUUCGGCGACUUCUCAAGCCUGGUGGAUUUCUUCUUUUGGUCGAAAUAACGAGCCCUAAUGUCAUGCGUUUCGGCCUUGUUCUGGGUGCACUGCCUAGCAGCUGGCUUGGCUAUGACGAGGGUCGAUCACUUUCACCAUUCGUAUCAGAAAGCAGAUGGGAUGAAUUGAUGAAGCAAGCUGGGUUUUCUGGACUUGAAGCACUCAACUCAACAACCUCGAACUUCCAGCCUCCAUUCUCAGCCAUGGCUACUCAAGCUCUGGAUCAUCGGGUCAGAUUUCUUCGCGAGCCCCUAGCUUCUACCCAUGAGGCAUUGGACAUCCAUGCCUUAACAAUCAUCGGCGGUAAAACAGAAUUGACUGCCUCAAUAGUCUCUGGGGCUGUCGAUCUACUUCAACGUCACUAUCGACAAAUUCGAACUGUUGUCUCAUUGGAUGAUCUCGUAACCGAAGAAUUACCAGUCAUGGGAACGGUUAUCAGCUUAAUUGAGCUCGAUGAGUCGCUUUUCACUACCAUGACACCGCGCAGGCUGAGUUCCUUCCAGGAGCUAUUUAAAAAGAGCAAGAAUGUCCUCUGGUUAGCACAUGGAGCCCAAGGGGAUAACCCUUACUGUAACAUGUUUCUAGGUGUCCGACGGACCCUGGUAUUGGAAAUGUCCCAUCUUCAUAUCCAGUUUCUCAAUCUGCAUUCCAUCGAGGACACAGAUGGACAAAUCAUUGCAAAGAAGACUCUUCAACUUGAGAUUGCAGAUAUUUGGGAGCAAAGAGACCAACUGAAUGACCUCCUGUGGUACAAUGAACCGGAGUUGUCCUUACAAAAUGGAAUGUUUUUGGUACCACGAUACCGGCUCAGCGAAACUAGGAACAGCCGUUACAACUCUGCUAAGCGACUCAUUAUUCAGAAUGUUGAUCGCUCGAAUUCUGUAGUCACUAUUGAGCGCACAGAAACAGGAUACAAGGUCAGGGAAAAACAUUCAGAAGAAAAGGCUUGUCGGGCAGGCCAUAUCGAAGUCAAUGUCACUCAUUCACUUCUCCAACCGAUCAGGAUUACACCGUCAGAUAGUUUGUUUCUUGUGUUUGGGAAGGCUCACUCGAGUGGUGGGUUCAUCAUAGCUCUUUCAGACUCCUUGGACUCCAGAAUCUAUGUGCCUCAGACUUGGACGCUACAAUCCGGCCAUGUGGAAGAUCAAGGAAUAUUCGCAAUGCUAGAGCUCUAUGACCAUCUUUUAGCCAUUUCCAUGUUGAAUGGGCUUCUUCCAGAGCAGAGGCUCGCAGUUUUGAAUCCGAGUACCGUCCUGACUCCAAUCUUGACCAGAUAUGCAAAGGAGAAAGGAGUACAUCUGCUUCUUCUAUCAACGAAAAAAGAACAUCUGACAACUCCUUGGACCAGCAUUCAUAGGCAUUCUACAGGCCGUGAGCUGGGAAAUAUUUUAUCGCAUAAGAUUGCUCGAUUUGUCAACUUGGGCGGAGAUGAAGAUAUGGAUUCGGUCCUUCGAGAUUGUCUGCCACUCGACUGUGAGUUCGAAGAUAAAGUGUCUCUAACUAACAGGCCCCUGGGAUCGUCACGUUCUCCAACCACGUAUGAGGUUGGGAUACGACUCCGAGCGGCGUGGGUCGGAGUUCAGAGUGAAGUAACCCAAGGCAUCGUACACGGAGUGCAAACUUUGAGUCUACACCACCUAAUGAAAAGUUCACAUCAAACAGACGACCAGACUCUGAUUGCUUGGGGUGACUCACAGCUUCCAGUUCAAGUCCAGCCGGCCAGUAGGCGGGUCAAGUUUGCAAGAAACAAGACUUACUGGCUGGUGGGUUUAACUGGUGGACUAGGCCUGUCUCUUUGUAAGUGGAUGAUCAGGCAAGGUGCGCAACACAUUGCCCUUUCAAGUCGUAAUCCGAAUGUGAGCGACAAAUGGCUAGAGAAAAUUACGGCAUCUGGUUGCACAGUGAGAGUUUUCUCGACUGAUAUUACCAAUCGAGAUUCGGUCCAUGCAACCCAUCGACAGAUUCUUAAAUCCAUGCCCCCAAUCGCUGGUGUUGCACAAGGUGCGAUGGUUUUGCAGGACACGAUGUUCAUUGAUCUUGAUCUCUCUCGGCUUGAAAAGGUGCUUCUCCCGAAGGUAGAAGGCAGCAUCAUAUUGGAUGAGUUGUUCUCAGACAAUACUUUGGACUUUCUUAUAUUCUUCUCCUCCAUGGCGGCGAUAACGGGGAAUCAAGGCCAGGUGGCCUAUAAUGCAGCCAAUAUGUUCAUGACUAGCUUGGCUUCCCAGCGCCAAAAACGUGGCUUGCGAGGCCAGGCGAUCCACAUUGGGGCUAUAGUUGGUAAUGGUUAUGUGACACGAGAAUUAAAUAUGGCGCAGCAGACAUUCCUCUACCGGAUGGGACAUACAUGGAUGUCCGAGCAAGACUUCCAUGAAGUGUUUGCGGAAGGCGUUCUUACGUCCGCAGAUAACGGAGAGAGUUCCCAAAUUUGCAGUGGACUCAGGAUUGACGACGACCUCUCGAAGGGCUGGGUCACCAGCCCUAUGUUCCAACAUCUCGUGUUCAAGGAAAGCAUUCUUCCUACAGAGCAGAGUAAGGAUAAAGGGGCGGUAGUGCUCAAGUUACGACUAUUAGAGGCCUCUUCACAUCAAGAGGUGAUCAACAUUUUGGAAGAUGCUUUCAUAUUGAAACUACAAUCCGCACUUCAAGCUGACCCGGGCAAACCUAUGCUUGACAUGAGUCCGGAUGAGCUUGGGGUUGACUCUUUGGUUGCCGUUGACCUUAGGUCCUGGUUCCUCAAGGAACUAACACUAGAUAUUCCAGUGCUCAAGAUUUUCAACUCACGCUCUAUCCGGGACCUUCUCGCGUAUGCUGCCAAUACUUUGCCUGGGACAUUGAUUCCAAAAUUGGAAAGCCAUGCCGACCCCAUGCUAGAAGGUGAAAAGGUAUCUCAAACCCUUAUACCAGGGCCUGCGAGAUCUCCUGAAGUGGGGGGGGCAGUCCAUGUCACAGAUCCUGCGAUAGAGAACGAAAAAGAAGGCCUGACAUCUGAUGGUUGGAUCUUGUCUCAGUAUCACAGUGGUGGCUCUACGACGUCAAUAUCUAUUGGAGACCCUGAAUCAGAUGCGGAAAAUGAGAGUAUCUCAUCUAUGGAAAUAGGUAAUGACGUUAUCGUGAAGCUGAAGACUCAUGUUGAACGAACACUGCCAAUAUCCUUCGGACAUUCACGAUUCUGGUCCUUGCAGCUCUUAGAUAAUAACAAGACUGCAUUCAACGUGACAAUAACAUUCAACCUUAAGGGCCAAUUGAGGGUCAACGACUUCAAGAAGGCCAUUGACUCAUUGGGAGCAAAUCAUGAAGCUCUGAGGACUUGUUUCUUUACCAGCGAGGGCAAGCCCAGGCAAGGUGUCCUGAAAAAGUCGAAGUUACAGUUGGAGCACAUCAAGAUUACUCAUGCUAGUGAAGUCGAGGAAUUUUCUAGGAAGUUGAAGAUGCAUGAGUUCAAUCUUAGUGAAGGUGAAAUACUUCGAAUACAGCUGCUUUCCUUGACCAAGGAUCAGCAUUGGAUCAUCAUUGGGUUUCAUCACAUCAAUAUGGAUGGUAUUAGCCUCGAAAUUCUGUUAUCAGGCAUUGAAGAUUCAUACAAUGGGGCUCAUGUUGCCCAGGAUACGCUCCAGUACCCAGAUUACACAUUGAGACAGUUAAGGGAGUACAAAAACGGGGCUUGGAAACUGGACCUGGACUACCUGCGAGCACGAUUCAAUGAUGCUUUACCCAUGAUUCCGCUGCUUCCAUUUUCUUUACGCUCGACAAGGCCUACAGUCGCCCAAUUCAAGUGUCAUACUGCGCGUAUUCGACUUGAUACCGAGAUAUCACAGGCAAUUGAAAAAUGUUGCCAAAUAUUCAAAACCUCACCCAUGCACUUCUAUCUGACAACUUGGCAGAUUAUGGUGCUUCGUCUUUUCGAACUCAAUGAUGUCUGUAUUGGAUUUGGAGAUGGAAAUCGAGGCGAGAAAGAUGUGCGGCACAGCGUCGGACUCUAUUUCAACAUUCUACCCCUCCGCUUCUACCUGAGAUCAAGUCAAUCCUUCAGUGAAGCCAUGAAAGAAACCAAGAUUAGCACACAAGACGCAUUUUCUUAUUCUCGUGUACCUUUCGACGUCAUUGUGUCAGAGCUUGAUAUUCCUCGAUCUAUAUCCCACAACCCUCUUACACAAAUACUUUUCAAUUACCGUCCAAAGAUUGCUCAGACGAGAAGCUUUUGUGGGUGUGUGGCCAACGGUGACCUGUGGAGCGGCGGCGAGACAGCGUUUGAUCUCAGCUUGGAUGUAGGCAACUUCAGCACUGGUGAAACAUUUGUUCUUUUGUCGGUCCAGCAAGGCCUCUAUGAAAUGGGUCAUGCUGAGAUGCUCCUUCGAUCUUACUACGGCUUGCUUCAGUCUUUUGUGCACAACCCCGCAGUGCAAGUUGUUGCGCCGGGAAUCUACCCCGAAACUCCAAAGGCUAUGCGAUGA